AUGAUCAAUAAUUUGCGUUCAUUUUCAACUGCUCAAGAAAUGUGGAAUUAUUUGAAGCGUAUUUACAACCAAGACAAUGCAGCUAAACGUUUUCAAUUGGAGCUCGAAAUAGCCAAUUACAAACAAGGUACUUUAUCCAUUCAAGAGUAUUAUUCUGGUUUUUUGAAUCUAUGGACAGAACACUCUGCUCUUAUUCAUACUGAUGUUCCCAAGACUGCUCUCGCGGCUGUCCAAGAGGUCUAUAACACAAGUUAUCGAGAUCAGUUUCUCAUGAAACUUCGUCCAGAAUUUGAAGUUGUCAGAGGUGCCUUGCUUAAUAGAAAUCCUGUUCCGUCUUUGGAUACAUGUGUUGGAGAACUUCUAAGAGAGGAACAACGUCUCAUUACUCAAGGAGUCAUGUCUCAUGAAGCUGCUGUUUCUGAGCCUAUGACUGUGAUAACACGAUUUUAUAUC
Messenger RNA from Vicia villosa (hairy vetch), 453 nucleotides. RefSeq lists its product as uncharacterized. The record is from RefSeq and is a predicted model, not a curated record. NCBI's taxonomy places the organism in Eukaryota, Viridiplantae, Streptophyta, Magnoliopsida, Fabales, Fabaceae. The annotation marks the transcript as partial. The transcript has a single exon.